Porites evermanni is the source of this 9453-nucleotide messenger RNA. NCBI's taxonomy places the organism in Eukaryota, Metazoa, Cnidaria, Anthozoa, Scleractinia, Poritidae. The record is from the annotation of a GenBank genome assembly.
AUGCUAGCAGUUCCUGACGACACCGGCGAAAUGAGGUGAGCUUCGUUGAAAAAUCGCUAUGGACGCUGUUAUAAUGGGAUACAUCGUAAAGCAUAAAGCUUACGUGUUACAUAGAUUUUCCCUUCCUUGAUUUUAACUAGCAGCCAGACGUACUCCGCUUAAUAUUCUUCAUCUCUAGAAUUAUCAUGUAAAUGAUAUGGAGAGCGAAUGGUAACAUUGGGUCAUUUAUCGACGAUAAAACCUUUAUUGGUUUUCGUUUGGUCUCAUCGUGUUUUUAUUUCUGUGAGAGAGCUUCCUUUUAUACAUUAGAAAUUUUUCAGUAAGACUUACCUUAACCUAACAAAACAGUUUAUCACACGUCACUUAAAUAUUUUUCACGCUGUCAGAACCUCUCAAUGAUCAUGAUAAACAGAGAUCAGGAGCAAAUACUUUCAUAGCAUAAUGUAUAUAAACUUCAUUCUUCCAUUUAAAGGAAGUUUUGAGGCAACUCAAAGGUGAUUAAGCCUUUUUUCCUCUCAAGUUUGUUUCGUGGAAUAAUUCAAUGCCUUGCACCCUCUAAACAUACAUGUAUAUGCCUUCAAACAUUAAAUUACAAGACCAGUACCGGGCCUGCGAAUGAAACACAAUUAGUUCACUACUGGUUGGGUGAAAAUUUAUUUUGAAAUAAUUUUAUUCUCACCCAGUGGAAAAUUGUGGUACACUCUGUCUGAUCCUAUUUUUCUGUUUGCAGACUCUGGGGGGCACCCCCUCCAUUUAGCAGAGAUUCCUUCUUUGAUGACUUUUCUCCAUCUUUUUUUGAGGCUGAUGUAGCUGCCGAAGUUGAGUGGUUAGUAAUCACAACAUAUUUAUAGAGACUUUUAGAUUCUAAGACAAGGAUAACUAUGAGGAAAAGAUUUUGACAAUACUCAUCAUCAUGUGCACGAAUUAGCUUCAUUUUAGUGGGAAAAUGUAAAAGGCAUCAUCAUUAUACUGCAAGAAUGUCCUAGUUAUUGAAUAUUAGAAGCUUUAUCAUUUUUGUAAUCGGGAGAGGGCUACACCUCCUUCAAUUACAAUAACUGUGCUCACUUUUCUGGUGGAAAAAAGUACAGUGAAGCUUUUGUUAGUGUAUAUUUUUGGAGAAAAUAUGACAAAACUUUAAAAGUCAAGUCUCUUCUUUAUAGUCAUCCUUGUUUUCGAAUCUUAAAGGCCUCUAUUACUUAAAAUAGUUUAGUUCGCUGCUGGCAACCACCGAUUUGAGUUCCCCCCCAAAAAAACUAGUCCAUAAAACAGAACAUUAUGAUUUUCCUUUUUUUUAAAUUGAGUCAAGACUGAUGAAUAAACUGAUAUGCAGGGAAAUGUUAAAAAGACAGGUUUAUCAUGAGUUUGGCAAAAACAUUUAAAAGGCAAGGCAAAUUCAUAUUUUCAGCAACAGCUAUGAUCUUCAGCAAGUGAGUAAUUCUGGCUUGGGCGUAGCAUUCCACCAGUAUCUAACAGGAGUCAAUGAGCAUACUGCAGAUACUGUGUAUGCACACACUCUCCCCUGUUGCUUCUUUCCAUGAGGCAAGACUACCAUGUUUUGAAUAAAGUUGCUAGCCUGUGAGCAAGCUCUCUGGGGUGCUGUGGCGGUGGGGUGGGGAAAGGAAGGAGAGCUUGCAACUACGUCUCUAGAAUUUGAAUAUCUGCAUCGACAAAGUCAAUGCAAAAUGCUGAUUGGUGGAGAUGACAUUAGCAAUGAUGUCAUUACCCUUGGCUUGUGUUUUUCAAUGUUUGUUUACUUUCGCGGUUGUUUCCACUUUGUGCUAAUUGGCGGAAAUCUGACAGCUCAGUUGACUGGGAGCCACAGGAGAACUGGAGGUGGAAUUCAAAUUCCGGUGACGUAGUUGCAAGCUCUACUGCAUUUUUACACCUUGCCACCAGAGUGGCCCGGAGAGCUUGCUCGCAGGCUAUAAAGUUGCUGGUCCCUGCUCCCUGUGGAACAUUCCUGAGCCAAUGAUUAUAUUAUUUAGUUUUGUUAAGCACGUUUGUUAAUUUUAUUCUUGGAAUUUUCUUUGAACUUUUUGCUGUUGUUGUUCUGUAGUGGCCAAGAAGUAGACUGUAAGGAUGAUGGAAACUACUGGUACAGAGAAUCAACUUCUGCUGCAUCGUCUGUCAAUGCUUCAGAAUAUAAUUCUGAUGAUGGAUUUAUUGACAUUGAGGAUGAAAGCUUCAAAACUUCACAUUUUCCUGUAAGCCAAGCAGUAUUUCAACCUUGUAUUUGUAAACUUUUGUUUAUAAAAAACAUGAAAUGGAUGAAAACAUGACUUUUCUUGUCUCACUCUAAGUUCAUUGAUUUACAUAGUUCACUUCAUAAUUAACAAUAAUAUUAUUUACUUUAUUUCAUAAUAAUUAAUGAUUGCCUAACAUUUGUUUUCAACUUUGAUUGAGUAGUAGUUUAUUAAGAUUAAAGUAACAUGUCACAUCCCUCUACCCAUUUUUAUCAUGACAAGUUACAGUGUAGCAGUUCUACAGUACGUUUUUUGUAAAGUUCUUUUUUUUAUCUUGUUUUCCAGGGUUCAUAUUUAAACAUUGCUGAAUUGGAGAGAAAAUGCAGAGGUAUAAAUAAUAUGGUUGAGUAUUCUUAUAUCUUGAUCUGAUAGCAAAUACCUGAAAUGAUUGAAAAAUUAAGCUGGUCACAGUAAAGACCAUUCAAACAUUGGUCUGUUUGAGCUUUUUUGCCUUAAAGCUGGCACUUUUGAAAAUCUACAAUUUUAGAGAGCUUUGUAGGGAAAGCCAUCCCUCCAAUCAACACUAAGCUUUUCAUUCCUUUUUUCCAAUCAAACUCGAAUUAUUAUUUUGAUAGUCUAAAAAUCUAACACACAAGGUUGUCAUUAAGAGCCGGGGGCUGGGGAUUUUCUCCGGCUACUAAUAGAGUGGCCCUAGGCUACUUUUAUUGGAAAAUAGAAGAAAAAUAGAACCAAAAGAAAUCCCUAGCCUUUUGAUUCCCCGCCUACUUGUUGUAUUUACCCACCAACUUGAAAUCUUAGUGACAACCCUGAACACAUGAAAGAUUAUUGGAACUAAGUAAGCAACUUAAGCAGCUGCAGAAAGAACACUUGAAUGGAACUCAAUCAAUUUUUGAGGCCCAUACAGCAGUCUUUCAAGUGCAGGGGCUCCUGGUUUGAAGUGUGUAAGGAAGUAGAUGAGAGGAAGGGGUUGAUGCAAGGAGUCUUUAUGUCCUUUUUAAUGGAUCUUCAUUGAGGGACAAAAGUGUUAACGCACUUCUAUAAAGUAGCCCUUUUUUGUAUAGUGGUUCUAUCUAUCCCCUCCCCCUGUGUACCGCCACCCCCUGGCCCGAAAAUCAAUGUUGUGUUUUAGACCCUCAACCUUUACUUUCAUUACAUACAAUAUUGAUUUGGGGGUGGGGGGAUUUAGGCCGUUUAAACGGACUGAAAUAAAAAAUGAAUGAAAUUGUUGUGUUGUAGAAUUUGGUGAGUUGUAGACAAGUAUGUCAACUACUUUUGUCCCUAUUUUGUCGCUAUCUACUAUUGUUAUUUGAACCUGCAACAUCCCACUCUACAGUUGAGCACUCUAUUGACUGAGCUUGCCCUGCCACAGUCUAGACAUCCGGUUUAAUAUGGUGCGGAAUGAAGGACUUUUCAUACUUGAUUGUUGCCAGUUUUAGCAACCCAAAAAUGGGUUGCUGCUCUUAGACCAAUCAAAGUAGCUCCUCAGAACCCUUGGGGAUAAAGUUGUCGCUCACAAGUAAGGACAUCGAAAUGAACAUUGGGUUGAUUAGAAAAGUGUUAUAUGAUUCUCUCGACGCCAGUGGAUAUUCUGAUUGUCUCAGGAAAACAAUCCAAGCAUAUACAGCUGUAUCUGUGUUAUCUGUCAGGGAGAGAUGUUUUUGUGUCUGCUUCAACCCAAGCUGGGAAAACUCUGACUUUUGAGCUGGCUCCAUAUGCUUUUGAUCAUUUUAAUAUUAGGCGAAGAUUGCAAUGCCAUAGCCUGCGAAAACAGCUGUUUCUCCCCACUCCUCACCACUUAAAAUGUUCAGCAGGAGCAACACCCAUGGCAGCGAGGAGCAAGGAGAAAUGGGGAAGACCCCCAGCCCCUCCUCCACAUAGCUCCUGAUUUUUCUUUUGGAAUUCAAAUAAAAAUAAAAUUUCCUACUUCCACAUUCAUUAACUGAAAAUUAUGGUAAACAAAUUAAUGGUGCCUGGUGUGAAUCAUGCAUUAUUUUUUUAACCUGUUUCAAUGGUUUUUUUUUUUAUCCAUAGAAUUAAGUGCUAUUGAUAGCAGCAACCUCAGCUGGAGAAAAUGUUCAAGAAAAAGUGCCGAGAAGAAAGGAAAUAAUUGCACUAAAAGGUCUUCAAGUUCAUUAGUGGAUGAAAUAUUAAGAAGGAACAAAUUCAAGAAUAACAAGAACUCAAGUUCAAAGUUAAAAAAUGAAUUUACCUGUCCCUGUCAAAAGUUACAGAACUCAAUGGACUUUGGUGCAAGUUGGUAAGUGUGUGUCACAUGAAAAAAAAACUAGAUUCCUAAAAACAAAAGGGAUCGGAAUAAGUAGACUUUGCCCAGAUGUAGGCAACACUCACUGUUUUUGUAUUUACCACUUUUUCACCAUCAUGUUUUAAAAACUAUAUAUAGGUGUUUUUAUUAUAGCAACUUACACAGGUAGGCAAAAUUGUCUAGAGAGGUCCACAAAAACUGCCUGGAAGCCAAAAAAACCCCCCAGCCCUCUUUAUCCCCCCACCCUCAAACAGAGGAAAUACUCUAGCAGAGUUAUUAAGGUUAAUAAGUUGUAUGUGAGGCAGGCCAUGAUGUAAGCAAAAGUAUAAGAAAAAAACACAGGUUUUGGUAUUGUUAUGUUCAUGCUUAUGCUUAGGUCAAAUCUGUUCUCACUAGCACAUAAUCUAAUAAUUAUGCUUACAUCACUAGUGAGGACUAUGCUAAGCAUACAAACAAUGCAUAUGUAUACUUAUACUGGCAUAGCUAGUGAGGACCAGGCUUUAGUGUCUAAGGUCAAUUUGUGUUACAUAAAUAAGGGGAUGGGGAAAAUCAAAUUUUUAACUGGAAUAAAAUAGUAAACAGCUUUGUGUCCUCUGAUUGGCUUGAGAGUGGCUGUGUGAUAAUAUACAGUUUCACAAUGUAAUUAGAGGUAAAUGAAUGGAUGUUAAAUCCCAAGCAAGUUUCUUUUUCCAUAAGCUUGCUUGCUAUGAGCUUUGUCCAACAUUAUUUAACAGCACGAGGUUAAAGAGGAAGGAAAUUACUCCACCCUAAAAAAUGUUUAAUUGGCAUUAGGUAGUCAACUUAAAUAUUCAUGCACAAUAGCCUUAUCUACUGCAAUAUCAUUUCUUUCUUUAUUUCGUUUUGUUUAUUAUUUUAUUUUAUUUUACCUCCGAAUUUUUAUAGUAUUUUAUUUCUCUUUUGGUACAUGUAGUUAAUGUUGUGUUUAUUGUAUGUCAAUUUUAUCUUUGGUUGAAACUUCAUUUACCUGUGUUUUAAUUAACUUACUAUUUACAAGCGUGGGCAAAGAUUAUGACUGAGAACAAAUCCAACAAGUGACCAGAACGGGACUCGAACCCAGAACUGCUGGAUUGCAAGUUGGACAUGCUGAGCACUCGGCCACACUGCCUCCUAGUAAACCAAUGGUAUACAUGAGUCAGAUGCUGAACGAAGCCCCUCUGGCAUUAAUGUUAGUCAAAAAUUUUGUGUAUGUUGUUGUUACAGUAUAAAUUACUUUGAGGAUGAACUAAAAACUGUUCUUUAUAGGAAUAAAAUGACGUCAGAUGACCAAGUUGAGGCAGUUGAAUUGCUAACAAGAGUUGCUUCAGUAACAAUGGGACUUAGAGAGCAAAUGGACAUCAUUAGAAUUAUAAACCCUGAGGCAACAGUUCUGCCAACAGACACAGAAUUUGAAAUAGGUACAAUUGUAUUAUUAAUUUUUUUAAAGUAAUGAUUUAUUAUGUUUGUCAUACUUGUUUGCUUAUCCUAACAUGAGAUGCUUACAGUAUCAUGUGGCAGUCCCUACCACUGGGGUUGAAUCCCAGGAGUGGUGGGUGGUGGUGGUGGGUACUCCGUUAUAUAAGCCAUAUACAGUAUUUAUUUGAAUAAAUGCCCAACCUCAAAUUAGUGCCCACCUCGAAUAAGCGCCCAUCCUAAAGGCAGAAAAAGUUAAUAAGCGCCCAUCCCCACCCACUUGGGUGACAAUGAGAUUGAAAUUGAAUAAGUACCAAUAUAAAGAGACUUCCCCAAAGACGGAGUUUUCUUCAAGGAGGGGUAGUUUACAGAAACCUUGCUUUGUUACAUCUUCGCGUUUCGUUAUUACCAUUUAUUGUUUUGUUGCAAAAUAAACAUACUAUACUUGCUGAAAACGGUGAAAAUUUAAUAAGUGCCCAGCCUCGAAUAAGUGCCCACCUCGAAUAAGCACCCACUCUCAAGGUCCAAAAAUUUAAUAAGCGCCCAGGGCGGUUAAUCGAAUAAAUACGGUAGGUAUGUGCUGUGCCAAAGGGUAUGGUUUUUGUGAUGUUUUGAUCUGGAAACUGGUAUAGACUUUGCCCAUUUUGUUCUGUAAGUGGGUAUGGUUUUUGAGGUAACUACUAAUUCAAUUCCUAACUAAUACAGAAAAUUAAGAAGAAGGAAAGAGUAAUAUGCGAAUUUGAUGAGGAAUUUAAGAAAUCUUUUCCUUGGCAUUCCAAUCUAAGUAUUGGUGACAUAAUUUCUGUCUAUGUAAACAUGCAUUCUGUAUUUUUUACUUCUUCCGGGUCUGAAAACGGGCGUGGAAAAUGACACUUUUUUGGCUGAAUGAUUGUUAGCAUUUGGACAAUUGGGUGGCACACCCAACCAAGAAUUUUUAGGAGUACCCUGGGGGGUUGAAUUUUCAAUUAGCUGAUUUUAACCAACUCAGGGCUACACUUUUGUGGCAGCUUUCUAUCUCUUACCUUGGCCAAACCAGGUGCAAAUGGUAAACACAACUCAGGACUCAUUCGCAUGAAAUAAUCAGUGCCAUUUAAUGGAAAAUAGCUGUGAAAGCCUGAUACUGGUAUCAAAGAAAGAUUGAAGAAAUGGAACACUGGUUUCUCUUUAUUUAAAUCAUUCCAAUCAGAAAAACAGGACUAUACCUUUUCAGACAAUCUGUUGCUCUGGGAAAUUUUCCAGUGAAAUGACCUUUGAAGUAUGCAGUGUUCCUGUUAAAAAUGUCUAGUUUCCAACCAGAAUUUCCAGAAACAUUUUGUAACGGUAAACCUAGCGUACCUUUAAAUCCUGGUCACCAGGGAUUAAUUUUUAAAGCUGUCUGGAUUCCAACAUUUUUUCUUAAAGCACAACCUUAUAGUUGUAAUACUCAAAGUGUGGUCGGCUAAGUUUCCUUUCUCACACUAGCUACUUGCCCUUCACAUUCACACUUCAAAACCUGCCUCAGUGACCCAAAUACAGUAAAAACCUGCGCAGGAGAACCUGUUAGGCUAAGAUUGUCCAUUUAGACCUCUUUCACAUUAGAACCUAUUUUAGCCUACAAUUUUGAAACAGGUUUUUUUUUGAGAAAUUUCGUCAAGCACUGAAUACACAAGUACCAUGUUUGACCCAGCUGCAACACUGAGUACCAUGUUUUAAUGUCUACAGCUUUUGUUCUGCUUAACGUGCGUGGCUUUGUAUAAACUUCAUAAAUUGCUUUAACAAUGCUUGGGUUAAAGGGAUUUUUACAAUAUAUUAUGCAUGCAAUACCAAAAAUCGGGCCAAAAUCGGCCACACGUAACAAUGGCAAACACCUUAUUUAUUUUUAAAAACAGGAACCUGUUUAAGAACCUGAGCAGCCUAAUUUUCCAGUUGGCACCAUUUUUGUAAGAACCUUCUUAGCAUAACUUGGGUUCUUAUAUGCAGGUUUUUACUGCAAUGCGUGCUGUGCAUGAGACUAAACAAGACCAUGCCAGGCUUGAAGCUUAUCAAGAGGAAGGGGGUAUUCUGUUCAUUUGUGUAUGGUUUAAGUUUUGUGUGGUUGUAAAAACCUACUGCUUGAAGAAAUGCUAGCAAAUUACAGAAAUUUGUUAAAGGUAUCAACAUUUUCCCUAAUCUUGUCAAUACUUUUUUUUAUUUUUCAGACUUAGAUGCGUUUGAUGAUGCAAAAUUCAGUAGAAUACGUGACUAUAUUUCAGAGCAUCUUUCCAGAGAUUCUUGUCUUCUUUGCUUAGGUAAUCUUAUUUGCACAGACCACAUUAUGGCUUCAAAUUUGUUUUUUUUUUUCUGAAUUAUAGUAGAACUUGUAAAAUGAACAUGAACACAGUGUCCCCUGAGGUGUCUAUGGUUUUGUCUGUUAAUUAAAAAUUAUAUGAUUACAGUUUUUUUAUUCAUUUCUUUCAGAUUCACAAUCAGAAACGUGUGGACAGAAUUCCAGUUUUUCUCAUAGAAAACAUUCCAAGGUAAGAGAGAGAUAGCUACUGCUUCUGUAGUCAUAAAUGAUGUUAACUGUACACAAACUUAUUUAUUUUGAUUGUGAUAAAGCAAUGUCAUUGCCAGCCUCACAGGGAGGGUUUACAAGAAAAUUGAAUACAGCAAGAUAACAACCUCAAAAUAACGAAGGGGCAAUUAGGGACUGGCAAAAUGUGUUAGCUAUAACAAGGUUUUGUCAUGAGGUUUCACUGUAUUAAUAUUGAUAAUAGUAGUAAUAAUCUUAUCAACAAUAUUUAAUUAUUGAAUUACUGGAGGGCAGGAUUGUAACUUUGGAAAAGUUUAGCACACCUUUUUAUUAGUCAAGCUGGCUUUUUUGCUUGCAGUGUAACUGCACCUUAAAAAUUACCCCAUGUCUUCUUUUUAGAAUAUUGUGAUUUGGUAAACUCUCUUUCAGAUAGUGAAAUUUUGCCGGCAGCCACCUCUUAGCGAAAUCUAUGGGUGUAAGUUGUUGAUGACACUCCUUUCACCCACUCCCUUACCUCUUGCAGCUUCCCAUUAUCCUAGCUUCCCACUUCCCUUCUCCACUGAACCUGUUGUCAGGGGUGAGUGGCGCUAAUGUACACUCAUGUACUGCUAUGUUACCAACUGUGAGUUUGUUUUACUGACAGAGGAAACCAAGGGGAACUCUAAGCAUGAAAAGAAUUUCAAGAAAAUCAUCAAAACGUAAAAGCUUGCUUAAGCGGGUCCAUCGGCAAAUGAUGAAAGAACAAAGAAGUGGCCUUUUUGAGAAUGAAGAGGUAAGACAAUGACAUCCAUUGAAAAAUAAUCAUCUGGUCAGCAGAAAAGCUUUUUUUUAAGAUACCCUAUCGUGAGUGUUAUAGUUCUGGAACCAUUAAAAAUGACUUCACUUCACUCUCAAAACUGAUUUAAUUUUUUUAAUUCUUUUUUCAGGUAAUUUCACUGAGCUCAAGAAAUGAGGAGGAAUCCAAUGACUUGGAAGUUGACAUUCUCUGUUAAUUUCUGCUUUUUAAUCUGAAAAAUCAAAUAAACUCGAGUUUUAGAUUAAAUGUAUUUGUUUAUUAGCAGUACCACUUUUUUUCCAAUUUUGGC